Messenger RNA from Prunus armeniaca (apricot), 192 nucleotides. The record is from the annotation of a GenBank genome assembly. NCBI's taxonomy places the organism in Eukaryota, Viridiplantae, Streptophyta, Magnoliopsida, Rosales, Rosaceae.
AUGGAAUUUGCCAAAACUAGUGGGAGAUAUGUUUGGAACUGCAUUCUCCAAAAUCCUGGACAAGCAUUGUCUAGAGGGCAACAACUUUCCAACGUGGUACUGCAAUAUCAAGAUAUCAUGGCUAUCAAAAAGAUUGCGUAUGUACUAGAGCAAGCUCCUGGCUCGUGUUGGGUAAUCACAUCAAGAUGUUAA